This is a messenger RNA of Arachis duranensis, 345 nucleotides long. RefSeq names its product extensin-like. The transcript has a single exon. Lineage: Eukaryota; Viridiplantae; Streptophyta; Magnoliopsida; Fabales; Fabaceae. The record is from RefSeq and is a predicted model, not a curated record. The coding region runs from base 1 to 345 and encodes 114 amino acids.
AUGAGGAAGAAAACCAUAUCUCAAAAGCCUCCUCGUGGAAAAAUCUUCAAGCUUCCUGCAAAGCAAAAACCUUCCACUCGCUCUCAAGACCGAACCUUCACUCCUUCUCCCUCUCCUCCUACCUCACCUCCUCGGUCUGAUCCCAUGACUCGCACUAAAAACCCAUCAAGGUUUCCUCCUUCAGCCAAGCAGACGCCACCACCGAAGGAACCUCCAUCUAAACCUGGUUCGUCGAAGCCGAGUUCAUCGAAAGGGAAAUGCCCAGCUGCAACCGAACCUUCCUCUGAGCCCACUCAACCUAAGAUAAUGUCUGUUCCCUUGCGUUCUCAGAGAGGAAAACCUUGA